CUCCUGUGUACUGAUUUCCACCAACUCCAUUGCCUCGACAAGACCAUUCUAUCUAUUGAGCGUAGGAUCAUAGCACCAGACCGCAUACAGCAUGGCAGCACAAGGAACAUCAAGCGGUGCACCGAUCACCGUCUUGACCGCGGAUCUUGCACCAAAACUCCCAUCCCACAGUUCCCUUCUGUUUGCCGCGAAAAAGGCCAAGAACCUCUCUUUUGAGACCAUCGCCCAAGCGAUCGGCCGCGAGGAGGUCUCGACCGCCGCCAUCUUUUAUGGACAAGCCUGCGCCUCGCCCGAGGAUAUCACCAAGCUUGCUGCCCUCCUCGAAAUUCCAGAGCCUACUUUGCUUCAGACGGAGAUUGCACACCUCCCAGACCGCGGUAGAUCGAUGGAGAUGCCUCCCAAGGAGCCUCUGAUGUACAGACUAUUCGAGAUUGUGCAAAACUAUGGAUACGCAUACAAGGCGGUAUUGAACGAGAAGUUUGGUGACGGUAUCAUGAGUGCGAUUUCCUUCUCGACCAAGGUGGAGAAGGAGACGGACGAGAAGGGCGAUUGGGUGAAGAUUACGCUGCGAGGAAAGUGGCUUCCAUACACGCGCUUCUAAGGGAUGGAAGCAGUAAAGCCUGCUGAAGAUUUGUAUACAUCAAAAAUAUCAUCACCUGCACAUUCCCAAUAAUUGAGCAGAUCCAUUCAUAGGUACCUAUCGUUCC
Sphaerulina musiva SO2202 is the source of this 707-nucleotide messenger RNA. RefSeq names its product cyanate hydratase. NCBI's taxonomy places the organism in Eukaryota, Fungi, Ascomycota, Dothideomycetes, Mycosphaerellales, Mycosphaerellaceae. Bases 92 to 601 code for a protein of 169 amino acids. The record is from RefSeq and is a predicted model, not a curated record. Gene Ontology annotation, molecular function: cyanate hydratase activity; DNA binding. The transcript has 3 exons.